CAGCCGUUGAUGAUGAUGAAAGUAGACCAAGAUGUUCUACUUGUCAUGAGUACGACAUGUGCCGUGGCAAAAGGUGUAAAGGGCGCAUGGUGAAGGAAUCCCAAUAUAUUAGAGUCCGAGAACCUGGAAGGCCGAUUGAUUGCACACUCCCACACAGAUACCGGCUCAACAAUCACAAUCAAAGCAAUGGUGAUGUCCCCCAAGAGUCUUUUCUGGGCGUUCAUCAUAGUAGUAGAUGAUACUGCAUAGGGAACCAAUUACAGUAAUGGAACAAAAUGCUUGGCGGUUAUUGCUCUCACCAGCGAAGAAUUUUCUUUUUUCAUUUAUCCAUUUCGCGCGUGAGUGCAG
Molecule: messenger RNA, 348 nt
Organism: Zychaea mexicana
Lineage: Eukaryota; Fungi; Mucoromycota; Mucoromycetes; Mucorales; Lichtheimiaceae
Exons: 2
Coding region: 57-239 (60 amino acids)
Source: RefSeq, a predicted model, not a curated record